AUGUCACGAUUCGGUGGGAAGAAUGGCAAGAAGGCCCCUGGCGCGGAGUACGCCUGGAGCGCUGAACCCGGCGGGGAACCCGACAACGCUCCCACCCCUCUCUUCCCCAAAUACGACAUUCCCAAGGCGGAUAGGCUGCAUCCUCGUGAGCAAUCCGAGGUCGAUCGCUAUCGCGCGCUGAGAGAGCGCUUCCACGACGGUCCCUACUAUACAGUGCUCGAUGCCGCCCGGACGUCAGCAAAGAAAGGCAGUGCCGCACGAGCUCUAUUCGAUGCCUUCCAUGGGAUGCCUUCUUACUCCCAAAAAUACCAGAAAAAGAAGAGAGUGCUGCCGAAGUUGCAGGGGCGGCAAUAUGCCCUGAAUUUUUUCCCGCGCGAGCUGUGGCGUACUAUUCAGCCCAACUACAAACCUGAUUCCUCCUUGUACGGCAUCGACGCGUUUAAGAAACCUUCAUUCAAGCGUGGGUUUGAGGACGACGAGGAGGAGGAAGAUGAGGAGGAGAUGGCCAAGCGUCGCAAGCUUGAUGAGGGCGAGGACGAAGACGAGGAUGAGGGGAGGAGAACCGACGAGGAAAGAGAUUUGGACGAGGACGAAGAGCGGGACGAGCUCGAAGAUGACGAUUUCGAAGAAGACGACGACGAGAUGGGUGGCGACUAUAAUGCAGAGCAAUACUUCGACGCUGGUGAUGACGAUGCUGAUAUGGAUGCGUUUGCGGAUGGCGGUGGUGGAGGUGGAGAUGAGGAAACUUUUUAG
Messenger RNA from Rasamsonia emersonii CBS 393.64, 753 nucleotides. RefSeq lists its product as uncharacterized. Gene Ontology annotation, biological process: transcription by RNA polymerase III. The coding region runs from base 1 to 753 and encodes 250 amino acids. The record is from RefSeq and is a predicted model, not a curated record. Gene Ontology annotation, cellular component: RNA polymerase III complex. NCBI's taxonomy places the organism in Eukaryota, Fungi, Ascomycota, Eurotiomycetes, Eurotiales, Trichocomaceae. The transcript is spliced from 3 exons.